Messenger RNA from Lotus japonicus, 2271 nucleotides. RefSeq names its product protein HOTHEAD-like. The transcript has 6 exons. Lineage: Eukaryota; Viridiplantae; Streptophyta; Magnoliopsida; Fabales; Fabaceae. The record is from RefSeq and is a predicted model, not a curated record. The coding region runs from base 322 to 2052 and encodes 576 amino acids. Gene Ontology annotation, molecular function: oxidoreductase activity, acting on CH-OH group of donors; flavin adenine dinucleotide binding.
UAACUGGUUGUGCUAUAAAUUAGUGUCUCCCCGCUAAAAUCGAUUGUGACAUUGUUAAAAUCUCUACAUUUUGUUGAGUUUCUGCAUCUCCUGUCUCUAGUAAUCUUUCUAUUGCUGAUCAAUCUUAUAGCCGCCAAGAUGGUUGGGAUACUUUCAACUUUAUAUAAUUAGCAACACGGGUUGUUUUGUUUUAGUCAGUGCAACUGCAACAUAAGCUCGAGUCAUUCAUCACAAGGCCUUUCUAUUCUAUUCUUGAAGACUGGAAGUUAAUUUUAGCUGUUGUACUUCGAUCUGUGCCUGACAAGUUGACUCUAAGCUGCAAUGGGUGGUGUUUGGUGGUGGAAACUGCUUUUUGCUGCUCUUGCUGUGACUCUCUUGUCUGCUGAAUAUUGUGCUUCCCAGAAAGAUCCGAAGUAUACAUUCAUGCACAAUGCAACCACCGCAGCAAACAUCUCAUACUACGACUACAUCAUAAUUGGGGGUGGCACUGCAGGUUGUCCUUUAGCUGCGACCUUGUCCCAAAACUACAGUGUUUUGGUGCUUGAACGAGGUGGGUCACCCUAUGGCAACCCCAACAUCACCAACUUAGAUACCUUUGGCGCUGCUCUCUCCGACAUCUCCCCCACCUCUCCCUCUCAGCGUUUCAUCUCUCAAGACGGCGUCAUCAACUCCAGAGCUCGCGUCCUUGGCGGCGGUAGUUGUUUGAACGCUGGCUUCUACUCUCGAGCCAGCCCUCAAUAUGUAAGGGAAGCGGGUUGGGAUGGAAAGACUGCGAAUGAAUCGUACCAGUGGGUGGAGAAAUUGGUGGCGUUUAAGCCACAUGUAAAACAGUGGCAAUCCGCUGUAAGGGAUGGCCUGUUGGAGAUAGGGGUGGUGCCUAACAAUGACUUCACUUAUGAUCACAUUUAUGGGACUAAGGUUGGAGGUACCAUCUUUGACGAGCAAGGUUUCAGGCACACCGCGGCUGAUCUUCUCGAAUAUGCCAAUCCCAUUGGAAUUACUGUGCUCUUGCAUGCCCCUGUGCAAAGGAUCUUGUUUAGAAUGAAAGGUGCAAGAAAGCCCAGGGCCCAUGCAGUGGUGUACAGAGACGCAUUAGGGCGUAAACACAAGGCGUACCUGAAGCAGGGGUCCAAGAACGAGAUCAUUGUAUCAGCCGGUGCACUUGGAAGCCCACAGCUUUUAAUGUUGAGUGGAGUGGGCCCAGCACAGCACCUUCGAGCCCAUAACAUUAGUGUAACACUGGACCAGCCAUUGGUGGGACAGGGUAUGGCAGAUAACCCCAUGAAUGCCAUCUUCAUCCCAUCUCCUGUCCCUGUAGAGGUCUCACUCAUUGAGGUUGUCGGCAUCACCAGCUUUGGUAGCUACAUUGAAGCUGCCAGCGGUGAAAACUUUGCUGGUGGUUCACCAAAGGACUAUGGGAUGCUCUCCCCAAAGAUUGGUCAACUCUCCACGGUUCCUCCAAAGCAGAGGACCCCAGAAGCACUUUCAAAAGCCAUAGAAUCCAUGUCAACUCUCGACCAAGCAGCUUUCAGAGGUGGAUUCAUCCUCGAGAAAAUCAUGGGUCCAUUCUCCACCGGCCAUCUAGAGCUCCAAACCCGCAACCCGAACGACAACCCAUCAGUGACCUUCAACUACUUCCAGGACCCGCGAGAUCUUCAGAGAUGCGUGCAGGGCCUCACCACUGUGGAGAAGGUAAUCGAGUCCAAAGCUUUCUCUCCAUUCAAAUAUGAAACCAUGCCAAUCUCCGUUUUGCUCAACAUCACCGCAAGUUCCCCUGUGAACUUGUUGCCCAAACACGCCAAUGUGUCAACGUCGCUGGAGCAGUUCUGCAAAGACACCGUGAUGACCAUUUGGCAUUAUCAUGGAGGCUGUCAAGUUGGGAGAGUUGUGGAUAGUGAUUAUAAGGUUCUUGGUGUGGAUGCAUUACGUGUUGUUGAUGGUUCCACUUUUAUUUCUUCUCCUGGAACUAAUCCUCAAGCCACUGUUAUGAUGCUUGGCAGGUAUAUGGGAGUCAAGAUAUUGGGAGAGAGACUUGCUGCUGAUGAUGAAUGAGGAUUGAUUAAUGAGUUGUGUAGUUUUUCUCUGUUUUCAGGAUUUCAUCAACAAGAAUAUUGAUCAUGACAGUGAGUAAAAACAAAACAAUUCUUGUGAUCACGAGAGUCUAAUUUGUAAAGUUUGUGAUGUAACUUUACAAUGACAAAAAUAAGGAAUCACACUUGUGUCCAAGUAAUUGAUGAAUCGAACCAAAAGGGGGAAACAAUUCAUUUCGUA